This is a messenger RNA of Schistosoma rodhaini, 6646 nucleotides long. The record is from the annotation of a GenBank genome assembly. NCBI's taxonomy places the organism in Eukaryota, Metazoa, Platyhelminthes, Trematoda, Strigeidida, Schistosomatidae.
GGUUGUGAAUGGCUUCACCGAUAAAAUCCAUUGAUAAUUUUCUAAUCUCCUCAACUCCGCAUCACUUGCAGAUCGAAAGUAAAAACAAUAUAAAACGGAAAGAUAAGAAAGCUAAUUUGGAUAUUGAAAUAAACACUGACGGUGUGGAGACGCCUCAGGAUAAAUGUUUAUUUCUGGUCAAAACGAAACCUCAAAACAGCCACAACAGCAUGGUCUAUCUAGAAGAUGCUUUACGUUUGGGCUGGACAUCUCAACGUGCAAGCUACUUAUUUGAUCUCUUAACAAGGCCUCCGCUUCUUUUUUCUCCCAGCAUGGGAAUCAGUCUUUCAUUCGAAAAAGGUUCGCAGAAUGAUUAUCACAUUCUACCAGCUAACAAACGAAAUCGUCCGAUUGAUCCUGAUCCGUGUUUGUUAUCGAUCGACGGUCUUCUAGACUGUCUAUUCGUAACGAAUUCUUUGGUUGACCAAAUCUAUCAUGACUGUAUGGAUAAUCCAGAAAAUCGGGGGACUGAUGAAUAUGAACACUCCCCCACUGUUUUGGCUGCGAAAUUCUUCCGCAGACGAGUAAAGCCAAUCAUUACUCGAUUAUCAGAAUUCCGUCUGAAAUUGUCGGAUUUCAAGCUGGGCGCAUGUGUUGGUAGAGGGGCUUGUGGAAUAGUACGUGUAGUACGUGAGGUAUCACCACCUCAUUCAGUGUAUGCAAUGAAGUCUCAGUUUAAAGGAGCUUGGUUGCAUCAUGAUCCGGAGGGCUCUCAGAUUCUGCUUGAAAGAACUGUGUUAGCGCAGGCGACUGCCAUUGAAAAUCCAUGGCUUCCACACCUGCAUUAUGCAUUUCAGGAUGAAAAGCACUUGCAUCUUGUGAUGGACUACGAACCCGGUGGCGAUUUGUAUAUAUUCUUAAGCAAAGUUGGUCAUUUGUUGGAUUCAAAAAUGAUACAGUUUUAUUGUGCCGAAGCUGUGGAAGCCGUUCAUUCGUUGCACCAAAUGGGCUAUAUUCAUUGUGACCUAAAGCCUGAAAAUUUUGCAAUUGAGAGAAGUGGACACCUAAAGCUAAUUGAUUUUGGUUCGGCUAUCAGACUUGAUGCUGAUGGAAAAUGUGUCUGUCCUACGAUGGUUGGGACAAAAGAAUAUUUGAACAUUGAACUUCUACGACAACGUGGACGGCAUAAUCAAGAACCAUUACUUGUCGGUCCUGAAUUCGAUUAUUGGGCGAUUGGUGUCUUAUUGUAUGAAUUAUUUUAUGGACAAACGCCUUUCUACGAUGAAGAUGAUGAUGCGAUGAUGCAGAAAAUUAUGGAUUAUCGGAAAACAUUAAAGUUCCCUGCAACCGCUGAAAUAACAGAUUGUGCUAUUCAUUUAAUUAAAUCACUGAUCGUUAGUCCAUCAAAACGGUUAACUUAUGAAGAUGUUGUUAUGCAUCCAUUUUUCAAAGAUAUUGAUUUCUCUGCAUUGAGACAAGUCACCCCUCCAUACUUGCCCCCAGUUGGUGAGUUAGACGAUGUUUCAAAUUUUUCUGGCGGUGGCUCUCGUGCUCGUGAUGAAGCCAUAUUGGAUGUUUCUAGAAACCAGACAUUCUCCCCAAUACGUUAUACAAAGUCAUCUGUUCAAGAUGGAUAUGUCACUCAGUGUGCUACCUUAAACAAUGAAGAAAACGAAGAAGACGAAACUGUUCUGGUAAAGCCUUUAGAUACUGAAAUUUUGAAUGAUGAAAAUCAAGAAAAUAUUAAUCCACAUAAAUCGCCAUUGUCUUCCGAAGUAUUAAAAAGAAAAGCAAUUCAAGAGGCUGCUGCUGUACCAAUAAAUGAAGAAAUUGAAGAAAUUGAAGAUAUAGAAUGGGAGGGUUCUGAGUGUGUCCGAGACUUACCAUUCUUGGGAUAUACGUAUACACCUGGAUUGGUAUUAUUUGGAAACCUUUCCAAGAAACAGGUUCAUUCGACUGCCGUUGCUCAUGUUGGAACAUCAGUAAUAGCUAAUAUCAGCACCCCUUACAGACGGGCAUUUAGUGAACGCCAAGAAUCAUUAUCUACAUCACUUAGACGUAGCAUUGGUUGUUCUGAAGUUGAGCGACUCAAAGAUGCCAGAAAAACAAGCGAUCCUGAAAUUGUCAGUUUAUCUGAACUUCAGCAACGUAAUCGACAAUUAUGUGAACAAAUUGAACAAUUACAACUACAGAAUAAAGAGUCUGAGGAUUUACGUCAACGAUUAUUAAGUGCAUUCGACAAUGGUCAUGUCUUGAAGGAAAUUAACGAAGCUGUACGUGUUCUUUCUGAUACAGUCGUUGAGAAGGAAAAAUCUACUGUUGGUCAUUUGAAUUCUCGAAUAAAACACCUUCAAGAAGAAAACGUUCGUUUGACUGCUUCAGUACAAAGUUGCCAACAAGCACAAGCUAUAGUGGAUCAAUUGCAACACGCUGUGUCUCGUCUUUCGAAUUUGCCAAGUAAUUUUACAGAAGCAGAUUUACUUGAUCUGUUAACUACACUAUGUCCACCUACAGUUUACACAACACCUGAAAUGCUCGCUGAUGUUUCACUGUCAACUAUACGUACAUCUAAUUCAUCAGAUAAUCUUAUUGGCUAUGAAUUAGUUCAUCGUCUUAUCAAUUUCGCUCUCAAACAAUUUAAACAUGCUUCUAAUCGUGCAAGACAAUCAUGUUAUGCAUUGGAAUCGAAUAAUGCUGAACUGAAAAAAGCUUUAGAUGAAUCAAAGCAGCAAGUUAAUCAAUUGGUGGAAACUAUUGAUGGAUUAAUUGCAGAUCAACGUCGUUAUCGUGAAACCGAGAACAAUCUUAACUGGGAAAUUAAAGAAUUGAAACAAAAACUUGAGGAUUCAAAAGAUUAUCAACGUGAUUUACACCAGAAGUUCUUGCAAUUUGAAGACAAAUACUUUUCAGCACGAGAUAGGUUAAAAGAAGAAGAAAAGAAAAACAAAGAGAUUACAGAGAAACUUGAACAAUUGACGCUUAACUCAGUGCAAAAACAACAGAAUAAUUCAUCUGAAUUACAAACACAAUCUGGUCAACUCAAUCUAUUAGUUGAACGUAAUAAGGAAGUGGAACGAGAACUUGCAGCUUUAAGAAACGCUUUGCAAGAAGCAACACAACAAAAUGGGUCCGAAUUAAGUGAAUUGAGAAAACAGUUGGAUAAUGUAAGAACAGAGAAAGAACAUUUAUUCAAUGCUAAACAAACUGAACGUCGUCAGUUAGAAGAACGAGCAGAUAAAGCAGAAACACAGUUGAAAAGUCUACGAGAUCAAAUUGCAGUUAUGCUUACUGAACGUGGUCGUUUAGUUUCACUUUCAGCAAUCGACUCUCAGCGCUUAUCAGAUAUGCAACUACAAUUGAAUGAUGCAAUAAUGAAAAAAGAAUCUGCUGAAAUUUCUCUUCGUGAAGCAACGCUUCGACUGGAAAGAUUAAAUACGACACAUAAUCAAACGCUUAUUCUUGAUCAAAUGAGAAAUGAAUUCGAAUCGACAAGAUCUCAGUUGAGAACUGCUCAAACUGAACUUAUUCAUUAUAAAAAAAAUGAGGAAUUAUUACGAGAACGCGUAGCCAACUAUGAACGUGAGAUUUCUGACUUGCAGCAAGAAGUGACGCUUCUACGAACACGACAUGAUCAAUUGCAGUCUUCUAUUGCUGUAGGUCAUACGGCUGAAAAUUCAUCUGAAGUGCAUAAUCAAAUAGUUACUCUCACUGAUGAGAAGCAAUUACUCCAAGACGAGAUAGAUCAACUGCGGACUCAAGUUGAACGACUUCGUCUCAAUAAUACACAACUUCUCAGUCAACGUGAUACUGCUCGUCAAGAGGCUCGAGAGUCAGAAAUGGCAACAGUGCGAGCUAAAGAACUAGGCGAAGCAACGCAGCAAGCUCUUGAACGUGAAGUUCACCGUCUUUCCACUAUUACAGAACAACAAGGAAAGUUGAUCAAUCAUAUGCGUGGUCUUCUACCUCCAGAAUUCAAUAACACUCAUCGUAAUUGCUCUGCCGAUAGUGGUUCAGAUUAUCAAAAUUCCGAAGGUGGAAAACGACGGGCUAGUAAAUUUAUAAGUUCUAAAAGUCGUCGACCAGGUGCUCCUUUGAUUUCAGCUGCAUCUGCUUUUUUCAGUAAACAUCGUAAACGUGAAGGAAAGAUUGAAUCUAAUCCUGAGAAUCCUGAAUAUUUAUUAUCUAAUGAGUUUACAAGACAACCCAGUCGUUUACAAAAGAUGAUGAGCAAAACACGUCUUAACUUCAAAAAGCAUUCUACCAUGCCCGUUAAGGUAGAUUAUUCUGUAAAUGCACCUUAUUAUACAUCAGCAUCUGAUGAGUGUUACAUGGAAGAUUAUGAUCCGCUAGGAUAUGAUUUAUAUUCCGCUGAUGAUGCUGAUUUUGACGAUGGACUUCCGUUUCCUGCUCCUUCAACCUUUGCUGUUCCACAUGGUCGACCACCUAGAGCAAGUGAUAAUGUGUCAAAUACUGGUAGUACAUCUUCCGCUCCAAGUACAGCCAGUUCUGCUCCAGCUGGUCCAGUAAAAUUUGUCCGUGAUCAUUCAUGGCACAGAAAUCGAUCAAAGAUCCAUGUAGGUUGGGCAGAUGAUAAUAAUAAACCGGAAUUAAGUAAAGUACCAUCAGCUUUGAAGCAUCGUAGUCAACCGAAAAUACUGAAACAAUUGAGUAAAGUUCUAGGUCGUGGCAAACAAUCUUCUACGCACCUUGAUCCUAAUCGACUUGAUGACUGAUUAUUUUCACAUUAACAAUGUGUGUAUGUUUGUGUUUAUUUGUACUCAAUUUUUGUACUCAAAAUUAAUCGGUUAAACUUUUAAUAUCAUACCUCUUGGUCAUGUUAUCCAUGCAUACAUACAUGCACUAAUCUAUACACUGCAACUUUAUUUAUGCACGGAUUUAUCUUUUGUUUUCUGUGGUUUAUUUUUUUAAUCAGAUAUGAGCGAAUAAUUUUUCAAUAUAAAUAUAUGUUGUAUAUACAUGCAUACAUAUACAGUUUGUUUGUAACUGAUCCUGUAACCGUAUUGUUUUUAUUAGUAUAUAAUUUCCUUUAAUGUUUUCGCGCUUUUUCCUCGAAAAUUAAGAAGUGAAUGUUUUUCAUGGGGAAGGGGACUUACAGCCUAAAACAUAGUUUCCUCAUCUAAUCACCAUGUAAUAUUGUAGAUGCUCUAUUCUGAGAUUAAUCGUUACAGACCAUUUCGUCCAACAAUCUAAUGAUAUAUAUAAUGUUUGGAUUGAAAGUUUUAUAAUCCAACUGUGUUUGAUCACAAAUUAUGUAAGCAUGAAACUAACAGCAGUUCUAGAUUAAAGACUUGAGUAAUUUAACAACAGAAUAAGAGUUACAAAACUGAUUCUGCUUUUUACCGUUUUCCAAAUUUUGAAUUCAUUCACAGGAUUCAAUUAAUGUUCACCUGUGUAUUGUUGAAUUGUCACUAGUAACUAUAAUAUAACGACCAUAUUAUCCUAAUGUAAAUAUAAGUUAUUGAUUGAAUUUACAAUUGUGUUUUUACUAAACGUUUUACUCUAUCUUUAAACCUGUAUUCGUCAUUUCAAUUGAAAUCAAUUGUGCUUCAAGGAAAUAUACAGAUUACUAAGCGAAUGUGGUUAGAAAUGUGCACAAAGGCGGUCGAAAGUGCAAUAAUUCAAAGUUAUUUUAGGGGAUUUUGGAGUUUGAUCUUAGGAAAUGAUGCUCAAACAAAUUAAGUUGCUUGCAUAACAGAAUAACUAUGCUUGUUUUCUGACACUAGACACACAGAAGCUUGCCGAAAUUUUGUAAAUGUAUUUUCCCGAUUUAUGCAAGAUUUUGAUGACUAAACCAUACUUUAACUUUUUAAUUACUUCAUUUUCUUAUGACAUUGAGGUUGCUUAGUUGCUCUUCCCAAUCUUCGUGGAGCAUACGCCGUCAACCAGGUAUCGUCAACCUACCCUGUUCUGAGCUCCUUCCCAGUCGUUGUCGAGUUCUGUCCGUUCUUUUGAUAUCUUAGUGUAGUCCGUAGUAAGAUUUCCAUAUGAUGGUGACAGUCUCAGCCACACCAUUGUAUCGGAGAGGGUUCUAUCUACUCUGUUAAAUGCUUUCUCAUGUUCAAGGAAGUUGAUGUAUGGCGGUGAGCUCCAUUCUGUUGAUCACUCAAUAACGAUCCGUAGUGUUGCAAUUUGGUUGGCACACAAUCGAUUCUUACGGAAGGCAACUUGUUGGUCUCGAAGUUGAGCGUUCACUGAAUCUUUCUUUGGUUCAGUAACGCUGAUGAAGACUUUUCCUGAUACUAAUAGUAGUAUGAUGUCUUUGUAUUUCUCGCAUUUACUAUGAUUUCUUUUAUUCGGCAUCUUGACAAGAUAUCCCUCCUUCCAAUCUGCCGGUACUUGUCCUUCCGAAAUCCUCAUGAAUUGAAUGUGGCGCAUCUUUUCAGUUUACUUCCAUAUCUGGCCUCAGUGCUUCAUCUGGUAUGUUGUCUGGUUCUGUUGCUUUGCCAUUAUUGAUUUGUCUGGUGGUGUUUCUGAUUUCUGUUAGUGGAGUAUCAUCUUUAGGAAGGUCUUUGUGUGGUUCGUUGACGUUUGGUGGGUUCAGUGAAUCUGGUCUAUCCAAGAGCUCUUCAACUUGUUCUACCCAUCCGUCCCGCUACUCUUGAAUUUUGGUGAUUGCUUUGCAUUCUUUGUUCUUGACUGGUCUCUC